UGCUGAUAUGCUACUUCCGGUUGUACCGCAAGAAUGGCGGACAAGCUGACCGAUGCCGAAAUAGCUGACGAAUUAAGGAAGUUUGGAGAACAAGUGAAGGUUCCCAUAGACAGGAAAAAGAGACCAUUGCUUCUAAAAAAGCUUAACCAUUAUCGUGCAAAAGAAAGGGCUGCCACGCAGCCCAAAAAGUCGUCACCAUCUCGUAAAAAACAGCCGGCUGAAUUUAGCUCUGAGGAGAGCGCCGAAGAGGAUAAUGAAGCCGAUUCAACAUUUGGAAAAAUAUUUGGUCGUGCGAAAAAGGCACCAUCAUCUCCUUUCUACAGCAACACUAACACUAUUGAAAUAUCCCCCUCGUCGUCAAAAGACGACCCUAAACUCAAAAGGAACACGAGAAGAUCUUUUCUCUCAAAAGAUGUUAAUUCUUCUGAAAACAAAUCAAAAAUGUACCCGGACUUGUCAGAACUGUCCAUUUCUAGUGACAGCAAUUCGAAGAACAGUUCUUUAAAUAGAAGCACUUUAGAAUAUAGUUAUGAACAAGAAUUCACAGACUCUGAUCCAGACGACAGUACAUAUGAAGUAGUAAAUAAAUCGGUGAACACAACUUUUAUUUAUGACAAUCAGGAUGAGGAACCAACACUCCACCAAACUCGUAGCACACCUCAUCGCGGUACACCAAAUCGUAAAUCUGGAAAUACCCCAAACUCUGUCUUGGUUCAAAGACAAAAGAAAAAUAAAGCUAACAUGAAUCAUGUAAAUAAAUUGCCAAAAGAAGAACCUGAAGAGCCAUUAGAGGAUGCAUUUCAGACUACAGAGAAAGUAACAGAAACAUCAUCAAGCUAUGUUUCAUCAAUUCUAGUGCUUCUUGUUGCCAUAUUCUUCCUCAGUAUCUCACUCACAUAUGUUUAUUUACGAAGAGAUUAUUUGUUUCACACAGAAUCAGAAUCAGGUCUUAUUGUGCCAUGGUCUACAAAGUUUGGUGAAGAUAAAACACAUGAUACAGAUGAUAUCUUGGAGAUUGUUAGAAAAAUUAGUGCUUACAUUCAUCAGCAACCUCUAGAUCCAAAAGCAGAUGCGAAAAGAGUAACAAAACAAGUUGUGAAAAUGAAGUUGGAAAAAGAUAGGGUUGUUAAGAAGGAUGGUGUUGAAUUUAUGAAAGCGUUACAUUUAAUCUUAGCCAAUCCAGUGUGGUCCAUCAGAUUACUUAAGGAAGAUGGUCAGCCUAUAGUAUAUACUCCAGAUUCCGAAGACAAAGAUGCUGUAGAAAAGGCAGCAUAUCUAGAAGCAGACAGAGACAAAUCAUUGUUAGAAAGACUGAGGGACUCAGCAUACAGAAUAUUUGUUGGAUUUGUCUUGUUGUUAUCAUGUAUUAUAGCAGGAGUGAUAGGGUUGUUAAUUCUCAGGUUUUAUAACAAGUCCAAAGAAGAAGAACAAAAGAGAGUCUACAAUAUGGUGGAACAAAUCAUUGAUGUCAUUAAAGAUAACUUUGAAGCAAGUGAAGGAGAAAGUAAUGUGCCGUCAUUUAUGGCCAUUCAACAUGUACGAGAUCAACUACUACCUAUAGCAAAAAGAAAGAAACUCCUGCCUACGUGGGAAAAAGCUGUUAAAUUUAUUGAAGCUAAUGAGUCGAGGAUUCGAGUUGAAUCCCAGUCCAUACAAGGAGAAGAAUUCCUGGUCUGGAAAUGGCUUCCAACAAUAUCUAAUGGUGGAAAAGUUUGGCAGGGGCAAGCCUUUAGUGAGAACAAUAUGUCACCAUCAACUAGUCUACAUUAUGGCCCUACUCCAUGUCUGAAGAUAAGGAACAUGUUUGAUGCUGAUAUGGAAAUAGAGGAAGACUGGGAACAAAAUGUGAAAGACGCCAUUCUGGAGAAAUGUAGAGGAAUAACUGGUAUACUACACAUACAUGUAGAUGAUACGUCUAAAGAGGGCUGUGUGUACAUGAAAUGUGGAAGCUGUGAAGUGGCUUACAAGGUGUACAAAUCUUUACAUGGAUGGUGGUUUGAUGGUCGUUUGGUAACAGUUAAAUAUCUGCGACUAGAGCUUUAUCAUAGUAGAUUUCCAGUUUCAAUUCGUGUUACCAAAUCCUUGAAGCCUUCCAACAAUAAGAUGUCGUCUUUGUCCCAGCCAUACCAUCGAUCAACACUUGAAAUGACGUAAUGGCAUCCUAUAGUUAGAUAACAGAUCUCAUUGUACAUGGACUUCAGUGCCUUGUAUAAUUUUAUUUAUGUCGAUUAGUGCACAUGAUGUGAAGAUAUUUCCAAGACUGUUCCGGGUGAAGAUGAACAUUUAGUGACAAAUGAAUCGUGGAUUGAAUAUUGCAAGAUUUUGUAGAUUUUUUUCAUAGGGCAGUGUUGAUUUGAAUAUCAUGUAAAGAUGUAUUUUAUUUGUUUGUUUAAUAAUGUACUCAGUCAUGAAAGUGUAGGUUAAUUCAACAAAUUUUGCUUUGUAUUAUCCAUUUCAACAAAACAUUCUGGUAAUUUUUUCUUUUUUUUUUGCUAGAAUACUAGUAAGAUCUUUAUGCACCUUUGUCUUUGGUCUAGUUAUACAUGAUAUCUUUGGUAAAUGUAACAAUGGUCCAUUCGUUUGAUGUGUUAUAUCAUUUAAUUUGCCAUUUGAUUAUGGACUUUCUGUUUUGAAUUUUCCUCAGAGUUCAGUAUUUUUGUGAUUUUACUUUUUCCCAGUAAAGGAUAAGCCAAUCACAGUUUCAAAAUUUCAUUAGAUUUGUAAAAUACUUCUGGUUUUGUUUCCUUUAAAAGAUCUAACACUUUCUAGUUUGGGCCAAAGUUAGCAUUUAGAUUUUUGGAAUAGUCCUGGAUUUGUUUCCUUUAAACUUCCUGGUUUUGGUUUAAGUUUACUUUAGGGGUGGGUAGAUUGUUAACGGAUAGGUUACUGUAGUUUAGAGAUCUUUUAACUUUGACCUUUAGAGAUCUUUUUACUUUGACCGUUAUAGAUCAGGAUUCAUUAGAGAACAUGUAGCUAUUAUUGCCUUUGUAGUGUAGUACAAUGUAAUCCAAUACUCCUAAACCAGCCUAUUUCAAUAGAAGUGCAACUUCAGAUUAUUUCACUAAUCUGCUCAUCUUCAGAAUUUUGCAUAUGAGGUUGGGAUCAGAGAGUGUUUUUGGUUUUGAUCCAUCUGAAAACAAAAGUUCUUCACAAUACAAACAAUAUUUGUAACAGAAUAACCCUACACAAUUAUGUGCCAUUUUUCUCAGGUAAUUGUAAUAUCAUGUUUUAAUUACAUAACAACUGUUCCAUUAAGUUAAAAUAUAAUGGGUACACAAACAUUUUUUGUGAGGCUUUACAGUAUAUAAUAUAGGUUUAUUUCUGACAGAGGACUUUAAAAUAGUUGAUUUCAAAAAAAGUUUUUGAAGGUUAGUUUAUAAUGUUCAUGCUGUUAGUUAUAACAUCACACUCAUCAUGUGCUUAUAUAACUCUUAUAUACAAUAGGGGUAUAUAUGAUUUUUGUGUAGUUUUGUUACACUUUUGGCAAUUUUGUUAUGUAAUAUGCCUUAAUGUCCUUUAUUUUAUGUAUUUUGUCGAAUCCUACCAUACAGUCAAACUUCAAUAGUUUGAACUAAAUAAUAGUUAAAAUGUUGGUGCAACCUUGAAAUCUAAAUCUGCUCUGAACUCUUACAUUUAAUUAGUCAAUAACACUUUGUUUGAAUUGACUUUGUGUGUUUUAUAAGAUUUUCAUUGUGAAUUAAAUAAAAAAAACUUUAACUUUUUGCAUACCUUGGGUAUAUCUUGUUAGUUUAUUUAUGUCACAAGACCUUUUCAUUUUCCAGCUCCAUAACUUUGUUUAGUGGGUAAUAAGAAGAUUAUUUACACUUGUGAAGUAGCUGAUCCAGGGGUUGGGGGUGAUUCAAGGGUUGGAACCUUCUUUUAUUGGACGAUCAAUGCAUUUGGAUGAAGACAUGUGGUUGGAACCCCUCUUUUUAAAAUGGCUGGAUCCACCCCUGUGCUGGAACUGUUAUUAGUUAUUAACAUACAUGUGUGUAUGUCUUGAUUGUGUAAUUAACAAUUGACAUACAAUUCCUUUUGUGCCAUGCCAUCAAAAUUAUCUUUUUAUUGCAUUUAUAUUCAGCAGUGACAAAAAGGUUAUGCAACUAAAGAGGAAUCUAUUUUGUAUUGAUUUCUUUCUUUCAUGUCUUACACAAGCAUCAAAGUAUUUGCUGUAAGGUUAAGAGGAAUCUAUUUUGUAUUGAUUUCUUUCUUUCAUGUCUUACAAAAGCAUCAAAGUAUUUGCUGUAAGGUUACACUGACCGUGUAAGGGCUCUAUAGCCAGUCAAGGUAGUUAAAACCUCCCAUCAUCAUGUAGUGUUAUUAAACAAAGAUGUAGGCAAUAAAUUCAUUUUCUUAAUCUGUUGAUUCUGUUUAAUUUUAUUAAAACUUGUAAAUAUGUGUACAAGUAAAUUAUGAAAAUGUAAGUAUGAUAAUGAUGAAUUUGAUUUUACUAUGUUUUGUAGAAAUUCAUCAAAAUUGUGUGUAGAAGAAAUUCUGUAUUUUCUUCUGUUUGGUUCCAAUGCAAUAUUUAAAUCUACUGCCACUGAUUCAAUGAAAUCCCUGUAUAAUUCAUUGUCAUGCUUUAAGAAUGAAGGAAAUAAUAUUAAUGGGGAAAAAUAUAACUAAUGAUACAUAUAAGCUAUAAUCAUAGCACAUUGAUUUGUUAUAUCAUAUUAUUCUCUUCUAUAAAAAAGUUAUAAUUGAUUUGAUUUUUGCCUUGAUUUCUACACAAAUUUAGGAAGGAUUUUCAUUUGAAAUGAAGUAAUUGCAAUAAAUGAAAACUGUUUACAUGUAAUGUAACUACAGACAGUUGUUAAUGUUAUUUGUUUAUAAGAAUUAUAGUUGUACUUCAAGCUAAUAUUUUUACAAUAGAGAUGAUAAUUUUGGAGAAAAUGAUGUAAAAAUAGACAAAGUUAAACGCAUAUAAAUACUCAUGGAUUUCGAUCAAUUGCCUAGCUUGCCGCUGUCGAGCAUGAUUUAUAUUAGCUAAUCUGUACUAGACUUACUUCUGUAAUUUUUUUUUCAUUGGUUACGCAUGAGGACUAGUGCUACUUUACUCUUUUAUUCAAAGAUUUAGCCCACAAAAGGAAUUUAUGAAUCUUAGUAUAAAAGUUUUUUGCACUAAUUUCAGCACAAGCUUUAAAAUAUAGGUUACCAUGUAUGGAUAUUCUUGGUAUCGAAAUGAAAAUCCAAGUACAUCUUUAAGAUAUGUUAAACAAAUCUGGGAAAAAAUGUUAAACAUGAUUUCUUUUAUCAUUUUAUCUUAUUUUAAAAGUAGACGAAUAUGUUUAAAGCUGUUUAUUAAGUUUUUAGUUAAAUGUAAAUACAUACUUUGUUACAAGUUGUAUUUUGAAAUUAUAAUAACAAUAUCUAGACAGAAAUAAAUGGCAUCUGAUUUUUAUUUGGUUGUAUAGAAAAUAUUUUGUUAACAGUCACGUUUUCCAUUGAUUAUUUGUUUAUUCUGUCAUGCAUUAGCAUUUUUACUUCAUUGUCAUUUUUUAUGAAGGACUUUUAGAAAAUUAGUAUAAAAUCAACAAUUAUCUUCUGAUGGAAACUUACACAUGAAGUAUGGUAUAACAAGGUUGCUGAAAAUAAUAAUCACUGAAGCCUGAUGGUAAAAUAAGCCUUUGAAUACAUUAAAAGGAACUUGACUUCAUGUAUAUGAUCUCUUUGGUUUUUUUUUUCUUUUUAAGAAAAACAACUUAAUACAAAUUAAGUAGGAGUAAACAGUUAUUCAGUUUUUUUAUACACAGGGUUAAUAAUACAUGCCUACAGUCAUUUUCUACAUGGACUAAUAUAUAUAUGAUCAGUACUAUUACAUAUUCUUUUGCAGACAUCAAUCCUAUUUUUAACUUAGUUAGAAGUAGGAACUUACACUUGAUUUGUAAAUACAUUGAAAUGACUAUAUUGAUGAUUCAUAUUAAAUCUUACUAAUCUGUUA
This is a messenger RNA of Mytilus trossulus (common blue mussel), 5941 nucleotides long. Its product is annotated as inner nuclear membrane protein Man1-like. Gene Ontology annotation, molecular function: chromatin DNA binding. The record is from RefSeq and is a predicted model, not a curated record. Gene Ontology annotation, biological process: nuclear envelope organization; negative regulation of BMP signaling pathway. NCBI's taxonomy places the organism in Eukaryota, Metazoa, Mollusca, Bivalvia, Mytilida, Mytilidae. The transcript has 14 exons. The coding region runs from base 34 to 2154 and encodes 706 amino acids.